Molecule: messenger RNA, 1788 nt
Organism: Aspergillus affinis
Lineage: Eukaryota; Fungi; Ascomycota; Eurotiomycetes; Eurotiales; Aspergillaceae
Exons: 6
Coding region: 1-1788 (595 amino acids)
Source: RefSeq, a predicted model, not a curated record
AUGGAUUGGACUGGGAGUGAUUUCCUUGAACAGCUUUAUAUCAGCCCAGAAUGGAAAAAGUUUCUUUCAGGGUACCUAUCCUCCAAUCCAAUACAACAUCAGGACCUUUCUCCGGAUCUACAUUUGGAGCUACAUGGCCUACUGAUGGGCAAAGACCAAACCGGGCUUUUAGUCGGGAUUAUCAUCCGUCUCUUCCUUUUGUGCCCGGACCAACAUUGCAGUUUAUAUGUCCAAGAUUCCAUCAACACCAGACUCACCGUCCACCACGCUAUUUCUAGAAGGGAAACCUCCAUGCCAGGCGUUCUGAUAGCGGCGAUUCUAGGCUGGCUAGCAUGGACAAUUGUUGAAAUCCCCUGUUCCGGCUUUUCCCCGGCAUCAAUCCAUCUCGCAAAGACCUGUUUCAGCAUUAUGCCUGUGCCGACUUUAAACCGCGCGCCCAAUUUUCUAUGCGCCUAUCGCCAAAGUAGGAGUAAUGGAGAAGGCCACGAAGAGGCCCUGCAGCAGAUCUUAGGAUAUGGGCUCUAUACAGCAUUUGUACUGGAGGACCUUCUCGCCCCCAUGAAGGGAACCAGCGUGAUGAUAGAUUCCAUGCAUAUUGCUAACUAUGGGAUGAUAGUCGAGAUCUUCAGUGACGUCGCAAAUAUACUUGCAAGCCUUAAGGACAGGUGGUCGUUGGCUUUGGAACCGUUCACUGUGCGGCACGCAGAGCUACUGUUCUCGGCCUGUGGAAGAUGUGACAUGAUACAGAGCCAAGCAAAAGCUAUAAGUAAUGGAGGUCUGAUGCAACUACUUAUCGCCCUGCAACACAGUCUAAAAUCAUUUGUCUGGUUCAUCGAAAAUGUGAUUCAUGCUCUUCAUGCCCAUGCGAGCUCACGCAGACCAUUCCUGCUUGCGGGUCAAGAGGAUAAUGCCAUCAAUUUUGAUCACACCAGGCAGCUUUCUGUCAAGGUAUCGCAGUUGCAGCUCUGUGGCUGGCGGGUCGACCACGCGGAGGUUAGAAACAAGGACUGUGAAGGUACCGAAUCUUCUCCAGCAAAUUAUCUCAAUAAUUCGAGCGGCGGUCCUUUGGAUGAAGACGUUAUGCCGGGACAGCCUUCAGGCACCCCAAGCUUUAUGAACAGAUGCAAUAACAUCCCAAAACCUGAAGAGGGGUCUUGCUUCUACGGCACGUAUCCUGAACUUAUCUGCAAACGUCUCCUCUAUGCGCCUGAAAGAAAACUAAGAUUCUCUGAGCUACACGCUUGGUUUCGGGAAUAUACAAUAAAAUCAAAGAAGCCUAUGCUUGAGCAAAGUCUUCGUAACGCACUAUCCGUCAGCCCUUGCUUCAAGCUCAUAAGAGCAAAGUCAAAUGGAAAGAUUGUGUUGUGGUGGUGUCUUACCGACAUAGGGGUAGAGAGUGAGAAAGAACGAAAAAUUCCAUUCAAGAUGCUCUGGGAUCAUGAUGGACCUAGCUCUACGUCUACGUGGCUGUUUCUAUCCUUUUGCAUCCUCUCGAAGCCUAUUCUGUCAGCUUACGCGGUGAACCAAACUAGGAUACUGUUACACACAAACAUAUAUGAUGGCACCUUCGAGUGGGAUAGGAUUCUACUCUUGCUAGGGUUGGAACUGGCUAUCCCCAUCAUGUUCACGUAUCUGGAGAGGUGGAUAUGGGCAAAGCUCGCAGUGCAGCUCCAGACAGCAGCCGUGAAACUCGCUUUUGACCUGACAAUCGACAGCGAGACGGGACCUUUAGACCAGACUGAUCUGACUCGUUCCUUCGACUCUCAGACUAACGCUGCUAGGCUAUAG